CUAGACAUUAGAACUUUCAACUUUAAAGUUUUUAGUUACUUAGUACUUAAUUAAAGAUUACUUUCACAAGUUAUUUGAAAAGAUAAAGUGAUAUAUUUAUCUUUAUGUUAUUUAAAUUACCAGUUCAAAUAAACCGUAUAAAAUAAAGUCGAGACAUAACCUCAAAAGAGAUGGCUACUGCCUACGGAAUACAUAUUGGUAAUAGUUCCGGAUGUUUAGCUGCAUAUUCGAAUGGUGCACCUGCUGUGAUAGCUAACGACGCUGGUGACAGAGUGACUCCUGCGAUAGUGGCACUGAAUGCUUCAGAGUGGGAAAUUGGUCUGCCGGCCAAGUCGGGACAACCGUCAUCCAAAUCUAUUAUAAAACAUAAUAAACGUCUUAUGAAUUGUGACUUUACCGAAGAAGAUUUAGCAUAUGUAGAAGCGUCAUCAUCAUGUCGUAUACAAAAUGAGGAAAAAGUUGUGUAUGAGUUUGAGACUAGUGAAACAACUCUUUGUUUAAAUCCAGAUAAAAUAGCUACAAAAAUCUACUCGAAACUAUUCACUAUUGCUAGUCAUUCCGUAGGAAGUGAUGGUGAUUUAAAAUUAGUUUUAGCAGCACCCCUGCAUUGGUCAAAUGCUAGUCGAGAUAGACUAACAAAAUGUGCUGAAUUAGCUGGAUUUGAUGUUCUCCAAGUUAUCAGUGAACCAGCUGCUGCAUUGUUGGCAUAUAAUAUCACUGAAGAUGCUGCUGAGGACUUGAAUGUCCUAGUUUACAGAUUAGGAGGUUCUACUUGUGAUGCUUCUAUUGUUAAAGUAUCAGCGGGAUUUAUGACUGUUGAAAAAAAUAUAUUCCGCUCAGACUUAGGAGGACAAUGUUUAACUCAAGACCUUGCAGAGUACAUUGCUCAAGAGUUCAAACAAAAAUGGAAGUUAGACCCCCAUGAAAGUCGUAGAGCGAUGGCCAAAUUGCUACACCAUGCUGAUAAUUGUAAACAUGUGCUGUCUACUCUCAACUCAGCACAUGUAUUUAUUGAGUCUCUCUUAGAUGGUGUUGAUUGGAGCCAGAAUGUAACAAGAGCGAGAUUUGAAAACAUUAUUUCAUCGAGGAUAACAGCAUGCAUAGAGCCAGCACAAAAAGCAAUUGAAAGUUUUGAUGGCAAAAUUUCAAAAAUUGUGCUGUGUGGUGGAAGUAUGAAAAUACCAAAAUUACAAUCUGCAAUUGCUAAUCUGUUACCAGAGGCUGAAGUUUUAUCAGGGAUCAGUCCUGAUGAAGUUAUUGCUGUGGGUUGUGCUUUUGAAGCUGGACUUUUGUUAGAUAUGCCUGAAUCUAACCUUACAGAUAUUAAUACUGAAGUUGAAUUUUUGGGUAAAGAUAUUUAUAUGAAAUAUUUAGAUCAAACUAUUAAAUUGUUCAAAGAGGGAACUGCACCAUUCUCUCAGAAUAUUACAACUGUAGAUCCUGGAGAAGAUGUAAAAGAUAUUAAUUUUACAUUACAUGAAAAUCCAGAUACUGAAGAAUUUGCUGCAGAGUCAUUUAAUGUUGAAAAACUAAGUAAACCUUUCACAUUAAAAGCAACCCUGGAGCAGUCCAAAAUUUCAUUACAAGUGGAAUAACAUAAAUAUUUAAAAUGUAUGUUUAUGUUUGUUCUUUUAUGUUUAUAAAUUACAAAAAUUUAAUCCUAAGUUUUACAAAUUAGGAAGAAAGUACUAGGUACCACAUUAUAAAAAAUCAUUU
Molecule: messenger RNA, 1716 nt
Organism: Papilio machaon (common yellow swallowtail)
Lineage: Eukaryota; Metazoa; Arthropoda; Insecta; Lepidoptera; Papilionidae
Gene: Hsp70-14
Product: heat shock 70 kDa protein 14
Exons: 1
Coding region: 171-1595 (474 amino acids)
Biological process (GO): protein folding
Cellular component (GO): cytosol; nucleus
Molecular function (GO): ATP-dependent protein folding chaperone; ATP binding
Source: RefSeq, a predicted model, not a curated record